Molecule: messenger RNA, 1131 nt
Organism: Cuscuta epithymum
Lineage: Eukaryota; Viridiplantae; Streptophyta; Magnoliopsida; Solanales; Convolvulaceae
Source: the annotation of a GenBank genome assembly
AUGCUCUUACCCGCUCACUCGUCCAUCGCUCCCUUUUGCUUCGACAGAAGUUCACCAUCACUGUGAAUUCCUUCAGGUAACACUCUUUUCUGCGCGUUUUUGUCUCUCGCUUGGUUAUGCAAACAAAUGUUUGUGACUAAUUUAUGCUUUCCCUCAUCUUUUACCUUCUAGGUUUAUCUCUGUAUUCGGAAUCAGGUUUAAGGGUUUCAAGAUCCACAUAAAACCUAGACAGAAACCUUUAUCUCGUGGGAUAGUUGUAUUUACGAAUUAUCCUCAAUAAAGGGAGAAUUAUGGCCAAGAAUGUCACUCAGAGGCCACUGAUAUUUCAAGAUGAGAACCUGGAUGUGUAUUCGAAAACUGUGACUGGUGACAUAUCAGUGAGUUCUAAACAAUCAGUGGUCAAGAAAGGUGGUACUGGGCUAAAAGGCCGUGGUGCCCUUCAUGACAUUACAAACAAGUCAUCUGCCCAACCAAAACCAUCACAGAAGAAAAGCUUCUCACAUAAGAAAAAACUUCUAUUUAAGGAUGAUGAAGUUAACAUUGCGGAAGAGGCAUUUUUACAUGACCACAAGAAGUGUCUUAAGGCACAACAGGCUGCAAAGACACUUGAUCUCCUGGACUUGGGUUUUCCUGAACGAGAUCCCUUGUAUUCCAUUGAAAUAUCAGACUUGAAACCAGAAGAUAGCAAUAUGUCUGGUUGUAAUCGCCACGGGUACCCAGAACUAGAGGAGCUGUCCAUUCCAGAGGACUCCUUAUGGUUUGAAUCUUCUUCAACAUGGAACUCUCCUCCAUCAUCUCCCAAAGGCUGUGAUUCUCCACUUUCUAUUGCGUUGGAAUUUGAGCAAGUGGAGUUUAAAAUGAAAGAGGAAAGUGAUUUCUCUGUUUGAUAUGUAUGAAUCAGUGUAAGAUUUCUGCAUAUGUCUAUCAGACUAUGAUCUGUAUUAUGAUUUCUUUUUAACCUUCCAUUUCUUUUAUCCAGGAAACUGAAACUAUCCCUACUUCCAUUAUGAAUUGUAUUGGGUGUUAGUUUACACCGUUUUUUAACUGCUUUUUCAGUUGCUUGUACAAUAAUAGAAAUAAAAACUGUGUGGUUGAAACUUGAAAUGCGUGUUGCGGAGAGAGGAAUAAUAU